Ramularia collo-cygni is the source of this 441-nucleotide messenger RNA. RefSeq lists its product as uncharacterized. The record is from RefSeq and is a predicted model, not a curated record. The transcript is spliced from 2 exons. NCBI's taxonomy places the organism in Eukaryota, Fungi, Ascomycota, Dothideomycetes, Mycosphaerellales, Mycosphaerellaceae. The coding region runs from base 1 to 441 and encodes 146 amino acids.
AUGCAACUCACCACAACCCUCCUCGCCUUGAUCGGAGCAACCGCAUCCCUCACAGCAGCAAGCGCCAUCCUCUCCGAGCGAGCCACGAUCCCAGCCCCCUGCGAAAUCCAAACCGACCCUCUAAGCGACGACGAAGCGCAAAAACGUUUCAAAGAAUUCACCCAAGCCUUCGUCGUUAAGAAGGAUGUUUCCAAAGGAUUUGAAUUCAUCGCUGCAAAUUACGUUAACCACAACCCCAAAGCCGCAACCCGUGAUGCAGCUUGGGCGAACAUGUCUCCCAUUUGGGAUAAUAUGGCCACUCAACCUUUGAGGAGCAAGUGGAUUGCUCCGUAUGCGUAUUUGCAGUGGCAGGCGGAUGUGGGGUUGAUUACGGAUAGGUUUUUGUGGGAUGGGGGAUGUAUUGUGGAGCAUUGGUAUCAGGGAGAGUCGUGGCCUGCUUGA